Molecule: messenger RNA, 1965 nt
Organism: Punica granatum (pomegranate)
Lineage: Eukaryota; Viridiplantae; Streptophyta; Magnoliopsida; Myrtales; Lythraceae
Source: RefSeq, a predicted model, not a curated record
CAAAAAAGAAAAAGGAAUGAAGAGUAGAAAGGAAAAACUGAAUAGGAUUUGGGCCAGUUCUAGCUGCUGCCUGUGCUGCUUGCUGCCGCCGCUAGCAUAGCCAGUCCCAACUGAACCGCCGGCUGGACCACCGUCCGCGAAAUCCGACAACCUGAAACAUAAGCUGAUGGAUCCGAACCCGCCGAAAAGCUGGAGCAUCCACACCCGACAAGAGAUCAUCGCCAAGUACCAGAUCCUGGAGCAAGUAGGCUCCGGUGCCUACUCCGACGUCUACCGCGGUCGCCGCCUCUCCGACGGCCUCACCGUCGCCCUCAAGGAGGUCCAUGACUACCAGUCCGCCUUCCGCGAGAUCGAGGUCCUCCAGAUCCAGAACACCUCCCCGAACGUCGUCGCCUUGUACGAGUACUUCUGGCGUGAGGACGAGGACGCCGUGCUGGUGCUCGAGUUUCUUCGGACCGACUUGGCCUCGGUGAUCAGGGACGCGAAGAAGAACAGCAGCGAUGGUUCUCUUAGCGUUGGGGAGAUUAAGCGGUGGAUGCUGCAGAUUCUGGAUGGGUUGGAGGCCUGUCAUCGGAAUUUGAUCGUCCAUAGGGACUUGAAGCCCGGGAAUUUGCUAGUCUCCGAUGAUGGCGUGCUCAAGAUCGCCGAUUUCGGUCAGGCAAGGAUUCUCCUCGAACCUGACAAUGUUGCCUUAGACAGCAAGAUGCAGCCGUAUGAACAGAAUGACCCGGAUCAACAAGGUAAUGUGAAUCCAAAUCUGGAAAUUAUGGGGAAAGAAGAAUACUUUAGAGAGCUUGACGAAUUCAAGCCCAGAAAUCCACAUCUCGAUGAGGCCGACAAGGAAACAAACUCUUGUCUUGCUACUUGCACGACUAGCGACCUAGAGGAUGACCCCUUCAAGGGCUCUUCAUACAGUCAUGAGCCUGAAGAGGGCGAUGGAGUAGAAGAUGACAGAAUAGGUCCACUUACAUCAUGCGUUGGGACCCGCUGGUUCAGGGCGCCGGAGCUCCUCUAUGGAUCCACCAACUAUGGGCUCGAGGUCGAUCUUUGGUCCCUCGGAUGCAUCUUUGCAGAGUUGCUCACAUUGGAACCCCUUUUUCCAGGAGUUUCUGAUAUCGACCAGCUGAGUAGAAUUUUCACCGUUCUGGGCAACUUGUCUGAGGAUGAUUGGCCUGAAUGUUCUAAACUCCCAGACUACAAAACAAUCUCGUUUGGGAAGGUGGAAUGUCCAACAGGCAUAGAGUCUCGACUGCCCCGUCGGCCUGCAGAUGAGGUCUCCCUGGUCAGAAGGCUCCUCUGCUAUGACCCAACUAAGAGGGCUACUGCUGCUGAACUCUUGCAGGAUAAGUAUUUUACGGAAGAGCCACUUCCUGUUCCAACCUCAGAGCUGAAGGUUCCUUCGACAAAGAUCGGGCAUGAUGAGGAUUCUCCAGGCGGGUUUUAUGAGUAUGAAGACAUGGGGUCGGAUUCGGAUUUUGAUGAGUUUGGGCCAUUCAAGGUCACCACAUCCAACACUGGUUUCUCGAUACAAUUCCCAUGAGGAUGAAGGCAUCUGGGAUUUUUCAGUUUAGCCUGUACUGGAAAGACUCGUCUACAUAUAAACCAGGUCAGUUGUAAUUGUUUGGACAGUCGAUGUUUGUUGGAGCAUUGGGGUCAGAUGGCUAGACAGAUUCGAUAUAAACGAAAAUGACGGUCAAGUUCAUAAAUUUCUUUGGACAUUGCUGGUGUUGAGCAAUGCUUGUAUCGGUUUCUGCUCUCUGUACCUUCAAGUUUCUUGGGUGGAGGCAAUUGUUCGUCCUGUAUUGUAUAAGCAUUGGGUCAUUAAUCCGAGCAAGACUCUUUCUAACUUGAGCAAGUCGUUCUGUAUUUGUGUAAAAAUUGAUACAUAUCAGAGCGGUUGAUUUUUGGUGUCCUCUUUUGUUUUUGGGUUUACAGGUGAAUUGUGCAUAAGUGGGAUUAAUAUUU